Messenger RNA from Cladocopium goreaui, 2038 nucleotides. Lineage: Eukaryota; Dinophyceae; Suessiales; Symbiodiniaceae. The record is from the annotation of a GenBank genome assembly.
AUGCUGGACACCGCCUAUAGGCAGUGCUUUGACAUCGAGAAGGAACAGUGGAAGCAGGUUGCUCCCAAGAACUCCCCCAAGGGCAGGUACGGACAUAGUGCAAUUGUGACUCCGAGCGGACAGAUGUGGAUCUACGGCGGUGGAAUUAUAAAUUUGGAAACAGGGGUGGACGAGUUGGCGACCGAACUGGUCUACAUUGGUCUCAAAGAGGGCGCCACUUCGGAAUCGUGGUCCCAAGUGCAGCCUGAGAAAAAACCGAAAAAUCGCCUGUUCCACACUGCGGUCUAUUAUGAAGGUUUCAUGUGGAUCUUUGGCGGGGCUACGAAGGCAAACGCGCCUGAUAACACCUUUCUCAACGAUGUCCAUGCGUUUGACAUCGAGGCCCAUACUUGGAGCGAGAUCAGCUGCGAGGGACAGAAACCUGCACCUCGUCAAGGGCACUCGGCCGUGAUCGGCGCAGAUGGUCGCAUGUGGGUCUAUGGCGGCAACGCAUUGAGAAGUGGACCUGAUGGAUUAGAUGCCUUCUUGAAGGAACUGCAUGUCUUGGACUUGAACAAGAAAAGCUGGUCCAAGGUGGAGACUGCAGGGUUCCUUCCGGGUUUUCUUUUCCACCACGCUUCAGUGAUGGAUGCAGCGGGCCGUCUUUGGCUAGUCGGCGGUGUGGCAGCCCACCAACAAGGAUAUUCAGGAAACGCAUACUUUCUCGAUACGACAUUGGCUGAUGAUUCCUGGCAUGGGGUGCCGGAGUUCAACGACACAGCCAACCCUGACGCUCCGCCUCUGGACAAGAUGGCCUCGCGAGCCAUCAUCGAGUCUAGCGGCAAGAUUUGGGUCUUUGGUGGUAUACGUUGGCGGGGUCAUGCGUCAAAGAAAGAUUGGAGUAUCUAUUGGUUAGACAGCAACGCCCCUAAACCAACAAGCUCCACAACCUCGAUGAGUCCAAGUUCAGGUUCGGACCAAACUUCACCGUAGAACUGCCUCCUUACGCGAUGGUUCAGGCGGCGGAAAUGCCGGCGUUGUCAUCAUUGUCAUCUUGCUUUUGCUCGCUCUCGGCGGGGGUGGUGUUUUGUUCUUCAUUCACCGGAGGCGCAAUCUGAGGCUCCUGCAGGAAGUGCACGAGCCGCGGCAGGUAGAAAUUGGUGAACUCCGAAGAGCGUAGCUAUGUGACCCCUGCCUUGACAGCAGUCAGGCAGCGACAACGCUGUGGCAUGAGGGGAGCUGUGCCUAUAGGAAUGUUCAUGAACGUGUUUCGCAGGUGCCUCAUAUCAGCGCUCGCCAAGUCACAGGCCGUGUAAUUUACGGCGAAAAGCACUUGCUGCAAAAAGUGGCAUCUCGUACGGAUGAGCUGGUACACAGAGACCACCAGGACCCUCAUAGACCAUCUACAAAUCACAGCAGUGGGGAUGUUGGAAGACUCUAUCCCGUAGAGUUGUGCAGGAAAAUGCCAUUGAUGGUUUUGCAUUCUGAGUGUGAAAGUUUUAGUGUGUGUGCUCACCUAUGCUGAUUUUUUGCUUACUCAUGGUGACGUUUGGUCCCUGCAGGGCAAAGCCAUUGGAUGCCUGGGCAAAAAAAUGGUGAUGUUUGGUUAUGCUUCAUGCGCUUGUCCACCCAGCUGCUCGCAAGCUAGUUCAGCCCCUCAGGCAGAUGAGUCUGCAGGCACUGUGCAGCUGCGCGACGGCCUCUCCAAAUGGGAUGGGUGUGGAAGAUGUUGAGGAUGUUUUCUUGUUCCUUGAGCAGUGGUCUAUCGUGCAGGAUGUGCAUUUGUGGAUGCUCUUCACAAUCGAAGAAUUGAAGUCCAAUACAAUGUGUAAUGUAGUAAUGUAGUAAACCCAAUAAUAAACCAACCCUACUAAUUUCACCAGAAAUAGGUGCGACAGAUACCAUCCCAAAUUAGGUGGCAUCGGCACAACCGAGGUGAUAUAGUGUAUUUUGUGAUCACAACAGAUCGCAAGCGCUUCAGUGAUCCACGAAAUCACCCAAUCACCUCCUUACCUGAACCAUUCUGAAUAUAAUUUUAAUCCUGAUUCAUCUUGCCCUG